CUCCCGGAGUCCCGCACUCACUGUCCUUGGUUUGACAAAAUACAACCUGUCGAAGAUUACACGCUAACACGGCUUGCCCUGUGAGCACUAAAUCAUGUCAUCAGUGCGAGAAUACAAAUCCCCGCAAACCGGAAGAAUAAUGCCAUGAGGAUAAACAAAAAUAAAAAACUUUUAAUUCUGGACUUAUUAACGUUUAUUUGAAACGAGGAAGAGUUUGUAUCGAAGUGAGCACUCACCGCUUUUCCUUCUCUUAGAUUUUUCUGUCAACAUUCACUCAUCAUCAUUCAUCUGGUUUCCUCUUUUUCCUCCACGCAGCAUCUGGGUUUGUCUUUUCCAGGCUCGUCUCUUUAUUGCGCUGCGGCUGCCUUCCCGUCAGCUCGAUCAGGAAACACGCACAGAUAAACGGCUCUCGCCUGGGGAAGCCGGGGAUGUAUGAAGCUGAAGUCAGUGUAAGCAGCUAACAUUUAUAGCCUUGGUUAGUGAUUCCAGCCUGAGCGUGAAAAAACAGCCGAUAAAAUGGAAUAAGUAAAGCUGUAAUGUUUAGAGAAAGACCGAGAAAUGAAAUAAAUCUCUCCGGAAUCGUCGUGGAUUUACUGUAGUGAGUUGUUCUAAAAGACAGUGGAGAACUGCUGUUCCUCUGUGUUAAGGUGAGUAUUAAAACAGGGACACUGUGAACUGCUUUCUCCGGAGGCGACAUUGUAAAAACGCAAGCCGAGAGAGGUGAUGCCUCCACCGGCCAACAACUGAGGACUGACCCGGUGUUUGGCUUGGAAAUGGGGGUGGGAUUUCCCGAUCUCUCCUGUCAUUGGUUAAUAUUUUAUUCUGUUGACAUGUUUUCUUACUGCUAAUGCUUCCGACACCUUCUUGUCCCCCCCUCCUUUUCUAGAGUCUGACCGGAGCUGUCAGAACCACGCCUAUAGGGGCCCACAAUUGGUCCACAAAGCGUAAAAUCAGCAAUCAAAGGGGCUUGGUUCAUUAGUGUUGGGGAUGGAGGCAGGAAGGACAUGUGAGAUAGUCACAGAUCUGCAGUGAACGGGGCCACAUCUCUCCAGUCAGUGUGGGAUGACUAAAGCAGAGAAACAGCUUAUUUCUCUGAGAGGCACACAUCGCAGCCGGGCUUUGGCUUCACCGAGCCGCUUUUACUGAAGGACUUGGUGGAGGAACCAAAGGAAAAUCACAUCCACAGCAACUCUGGGCUGUUUUCUUCAGCCUGUUAACGCACUGUUCGUUUGACUGUGCAGUUUUGUCCCGCUUUACAGAAAUUCUCGCGAGUCGCGGACCUAUACGCUCGCUCCGGGUUGCGGGGAAAUACCAAUAAACUAUCCAUUAUUUCACUUCGGUUUUUGUGGAUGCACCGAUGAGAGAUCCAGUUUUCACGGGGACUGCAAUGGCUUAUCACCCUUUCCACGCACACCGGCCGACCGACUUCCCUAUGUCCGCUUUUCUAGCGGCCGCGCAGCCUUCGUUCUUCCCGGCGCUCAGCCUCCCUCCCGGGGCUCUCACCAAGACCAUGUCGGACCACGGCCUCGCUGGGGCGGCAGAAGCUGCGCUCCACCCGGCCCUCAGCCACCACCAGGCUGCUCAUCUCCGCAGCAUGAAGAGCCUGGAGCCCGAGGAAGAGGUGGACGACGACCCCAAAGUUACACUGGAAGCCAAGGAUCUUUGGGACCAGUUUCAUAAACUCGGGACUGAGAUGGUUAUUACCAAGUCCGGGAGGAGGAUGUUCCCUCCGUUCAAAGUUCGAAUAAACGGACUCGAUAAAAAAGCCAAAUACAUCCUUCUGAUGGACAUCGUGGCGGCGGACGACUGCCGCUACAAGUUCCACAACUCCCGCUGGAUGGUGGCGGGCAAGGCCGACCCGGAGAUGCCCAAGAGGAUGUACAUCCACCCGGACAGCCCGGCCACCGGCGAGCAGUGGAUGGCCAAGCCUGUUGCUUUCCAUAAACUCAAGCUGACAAACAACAUUUCAGACAAGCACGGAUUUGUCCAGACCAUCCUGAACUCUAUGCACAAGUACCAGCCCCGGUUCCACAUAGUGCGGGCCAACGACAUCCUGAAGCUCCCCUACAGCACCUUCAGGACCUACGUGUUCCCGGAGACAGAGUUCGUGGCAGUGACAGCGUAUCAGAACGACAAGAUAACGCAGCUGAAGAUUGACAACAACCCUUUUGCCAAAGGAUUCAGAGACACGGGGAACGGGAGGAGAGAGAAAAGGAAACAGCUAACCAUGCCGUCGCUCAGGAUGUAUGAAGACCAGUGCAAGGCGGAUCGGGAUGGUGCGGAUUCGGACGCCUCGUCUAGCGAACCCCCAGGCCGCGACCCCGUGCACUCCCCGCUGGGAGCCGACAGCAGCCCACUGAGGUUCAGCAGGCCAAGCCGAGAUGAUAAAACAUGCACUGACAGCGAGCAGGAGCUGGAUCAUCCUGACGAGCGCUGCACUGGCUCCAACAGCCCGGGACCUGAACCUGUGUCCCCCUACAGCUCAAGGUGUGAGGAGCGCAUCAGGGACAGGCCGAGCACAGAAAAGAAGGAGGACUCCCAUUUCAGUAUAAGGAACCUUGAGAAGGACAAAGCGGAGAGCAGGCACAGGAAGGACACCACAGACGUGUUGACAAAGGACUCAGAGGCCGGAGGCAUUAGUGCCACUAAGGAGGCCUUCUCCCCUCUCAUGGUCCAGACCGAGAGCCCCUCGCACUUCAGCCCGGGCCACUUACAAAGCCUGGCUCUGUCUGGCCUGCACAGUCAGCAGUUUUUUAACCCUCUAAGCGCUGGAUCACCGCUGUUUUUUCACCCUGGGCAGUUCGCCAUGGCCCCCGGAGCCUUUUCUGCUAUGGGCAUGGGGCAUCUAUUGGCCUCUGUAUCCGGAGCAAGUGGUUUGGAAAACGGCGGCCACUCUGGCCAGGGCACAGGAGGAACCCCCAACCCCUUCCCCUUCCAUCUUUCCCAGCACAUGCUCGCCUCUCAGGGCAUCCCCAUGCCGCCAUUUGGUGGUCUGUUCCCGUACCCCUACACCUACAUGGCGGCCGCUGCAGCAGCGGCCUCUGCCUCCGCCCUCCCCGCCACCAGCACCUCCAGUCCCCUCUCCAGGAACCCCUUUCUGACUGCGUCACGUCCCAGACUCCGAUUCAACCCUUACCAGCUCCCAGUGUCGCUGCCACAGAGUUCCAGUUUGCUUACCACCAGUCUGCAGAGCUGCCUCAACCUAGGGUCCGAAUCCUCCAAACCAGGCAGCAGGGAGACCAGCCCGGCCCCAGAGCUCCACAGCAACCACAAGACAGGAGGGUCCAGUGUGAGGGCUGCAUCUCCUAAAACUUCAGUGAAGGACUCAGUGAAUGAGCUGCAAAGCAUCCAGAGACUGGUGAGCGGCCUGGAGGGCCAGAGGGAGCCCUCCCCCAGGGCAGACUCUCCCAAGUGAUGAAGACUCUGUUUAGGAUGAAGACUUGGCUUGAAUACUAGAGGACUAUAAGUGCAAAUGUCCUGUACAGCACAUUAAGGAGACUGGGAUGAGGUUUGACCGAUAUGGGUUGCUGAAGGCCAAUAACUGGUAUUUCUUGGAACAAAACUGCGGAUUGACAGAAACUUAGUCAAGCUGACCUGAUAGAAAGCCUGCCAGAUAAAAUGUGGUUUAUCAUUAAAGUGUGUUGAUUAUAGUUUAAAAACUAGAAAACAAAAAAUGUAAAAACUCCCCCCUGAAGCCCAGUGUUUUCAGAUUAGUCCUUCUUGAAGGCAGGCAUACUGGGAUACAUUCCCACAUUGAUAUCUUUAAAAUAUUUUUAAAAACUAACAUUGAAGAUGAAUGCGAAAAUUGAGAAAUAUAUACUAAAAUAAUGGUUUAUUUUUAAAUAACUGACCUUCCAGCUCAUGGACAUGCCAUCAUGUCCCACUCUAUCAUAUCCAUAAUCACAGGUGGACCAGUAUCUGCCCCAUAUCGUUCUCCACACACUGAUCGACGCACAGGGAGAGUGUGUGUUGAUUUAGGUUAACUUGAAGCGUUUGAGCAUCCAGGCUUUUUUUUUUUUUUUUUUUAAAUACCGAGCCGAGCCCUGAACAGGAGCCUCAUCCCGCCGAGAGGCAGGUCUCAAGCUGCAUCCAAAAACUUUUCUUUUUUUCCAGGCCUGACAUUUCAAAAGGCUUGGAAGGUGAACUGCGAGAGGAAGACAGACAGAACCGCUUAUCAUUUCGUGCCCGAAAAAUUGCUUCUGAACUAUUUAUGUAAUUAAAGAUAAAAUAUUCUGUAAAUAAAGCUAAGAUCCAAGAA
Eleginops maclovinus (Patagonian blennie) is the source of this 4258-nucleotide messenger RNA. RefSeq names its product T-box transcription factor 2b (gene tbx2b). Lineage: Eukaryota; Metazoa; Chordata; Actinopteri; Perciformes; Eleginopidae. The transcript is spliced from 7 exons. Bases 1358 to 3415 code for a protein of 685 amino acids. Gene Ontology annotation, cellular component: nucleus. The record is from RefSeq and is a predicted model, not a curated record. Gene Ontology annotation, biological process: cell fate specification; regulation of transcription by RNA polymerase II; positive regulation of DNA-templated transcription. Gene Ontology annotation, molecular function: RNA polymerase II cis-regulatory region sequence-specific DNA binding; DNA-binding transcription factor activity, RNA polymerase II-specific.